Molecule: messenger RNA, 2526 nt
Organism: Ruditapes philippinarum (Manila clam)
Lineage: Eukaryota; Metazoa; Mollusca; Bivalvia; Venerida; Veneridae
Product: nardilysin-like
Exons: 24
Biological process (GO): proteolysis
Molecular function (GO): metal ion binding; metalloendopeptidase activity
Source: RefSeq, a predicted model, not a curated record
AUGCCGACUGUAAUGCAGAGUCCUUCACCUCUUGCAUCCAAGUGGAUGCAGAAUAUAUAUAAAAAUACUGGCUUAAUAAUUCACAUCAUAAGAAAACAUUCCACUCUAGUAGUCAGCAGCUGCUCUGUACAUAAUGUGGGGAGUUUCUCCGACCCAGACAAUAUCCCUGGAUUUGCUCACUUUCUUGAGCACAUGGUAUUUAUGGGAAGUGAAAAGUACCCAGAGGAGAAUGCCCUUGAUGAUUACCUCUCAAAACAUGGUGGCUAUACAAAUGCUUGGACUGAUCAUAAAAGGACAUGCUUCUAUUUUGACGUAGAGCAGGACGCCUUUCGUAAAUCUUUGGACAAGUUUGCUCACUUCUUUGUUGGACCAUUAUUGCUGCAAGAUAGAGUUGAUAGAGAGAUAGAAGCUGUUUCCACAGAAUUUCAAAGAACAGUUUCUAGUGAUAGUUACAGACUUCACCAUAUCUUGAUUGCUACAGCUAAACAAGGAAACCCUAUGUCUAAGUUUCUGCCAGGUAAAAUCACUUCAUUAAAGACUACACCAGCAGAGAAAGGCAUUGAUGUAUACGGGCAGCUUAGAGACCUCUUCAACAGAUAUUAUACAGCACAGUAUAUGACUCUUUCUGUACAUUACAGUCUUGACACUCUUGAAGCCUGGGUCAGAAAGAGUUUUAGUGGUAUAAAUAACAAGAGAAAGCCUAUUGAGUAUAUUUCAGAUCUGCUGGACUAUGAAGGAGAAGGAAGUAUCUAUUCUUAUCUUAAAAAAGGUAAAAAAUUAUCUAUAAUGUGGGCAGUGCAGUUACUGGAAGGAUAUGAUAUGAACCAGAUUUGGACCGCACUAGACAUCUGUAUCACACUAACUGACGAGGGUCUUAAACAUUGGAGUGAGGUUGUUAAAGUUAUAUUUUAAUAUCUGGACCUGAUGCAACGAGAAGGACCGCAGGAGAGCUUCUAUAAUGAACUUAAAGUUAUUACAGAAACAAAGUUUUGGUGGAAAGAGAAGGGAGAUCCAGCUGGAUAUGUAGAAAUGGUUUCUGACAAUAUGCAGUUGUACCCUCCAGAAGAUUAUCUUACAGGACAUCAAUUCUUGUACAAGUUUGAUGAAAAGGUUAUAAAUAAUUGUAUGGAACAACUAAGGGCAGACAACUGUAAUGUAAUGUUGACCUCUACAAUCUUCACAGAGAGUGAUUGCCCUUUUAAAGAACAUUGGUUUGGCACUCAUUAUUCUGUUGAAGACAUUCCUAAAGAACAACUACAAUCUUGGACUGCAACAGAUUUUACAUUGAAAGACCUCCAAGCGGAAGAUUUAAAGCCAGUGCCUAUGAUGGUGUCAUCCUCUAGUCAACAUAAAUUGUUCUUUAAGAAAGACACAAAGUUUAAUGUGCCAAAAGGAUACAUUUAUAUGCAUUUGAAAAUCCCUGUUGUCUGUGAUCUGAAGAGCUCGGCUUUGUGUGAUUUAUUUAUUGCAAUACUGGAUCAGAAUAUUUCUGAGCCGACGUACCCUGCUUUGGUAGCUGGAUACAGGAUUGGGUAUAUGUGUGAUCAGACAGGUAUGGUGGUAGAAGUGAAUGGCUUUAAUCAUAAGAUACAGGAAGUUCUACUGCUGACCAUUGACCUGAUUAAAAAUUUCGUUUGUUCUGAUGACCUGUUUCAUGCAAUGAAAGCUGAAGUAAAGAAAACCUACCAUAAUAUGAUAAUGAAAUCAUCACAUGCUGCAAGAGUUCUACGUUGGAUGGUGACAGUGAAGCACUACUGGUCACAUGCUGACAAAUACCGGAUCAUAGACGAGCUUACCAAACAAGAACUCAUGGAUCUGGAGGCUGUAAGCAUAAAUGAUGAAGUUCUUUCAAAAUUGAAAAGUCAGAAACCUGUGGACCAGAAGGUGCUAGAGAACAAUCUGAUUGCCAUUCCUCAAGAGAAGCUUUAUUGUCAGAUCAAGAGUUUCAACCCAGAAGAAACGAUGUCCUGUGUUCAUAAUUAUUACCAGAGUCAGCCUGGUACUCUGCUGAAGAGCUGUCUCAAUGAUCUGCUCUGUACACGUAUGACAGAGCCAUGUUUUAACACAUUACGUACAAAACAACAAUUGGGUUACAGUGUAAGUUGUACUAACCAUAUGAGAUGUGGUGUCAUUGCUCUGGGGAUAUGCGUGGAAUGCAAAGCUCAGAAAUUCAGUAUGCAAUAUGUCGAUGAACAGAUAGAGAAAUUCCUUCUGAAGAUGAAAGAUAUCCUGCAAUGUAUGACCCAGGAAGAAUUUGAGACCUUGAUAGAAUCUGAGAUUACAUUGAAAAGGACAGAGUAUACUCAGCUAGAAGAGGAAACCUCUAGACAUUGGCUAGAGAUUGUUGAUCAAACUUACGUCUUUGAUCGGCUAGAAAAAGAGAUAGCUGUUUUAAAGAAGCUUUCAUUGAAAGAUUUACAAGACUGGUUUGCCGAUGAAUAUUUGGGAGAUAAACAGAGAAAGAUAAGUUUUCAGGCAUGUAUUUUCUCAUGGCAAACAAAGUCAUGUAUAUUACGUUUCUUAUAG